Spinacia oleracea (spinach) is the source of this 1079-nucleotide messenger RNA. RefSeq lists its product as uncharacterized. The transcript has 3 exons. The coding region runs from base 191 to 793 and encodes 200 amino acids. NCBI's taxonomy places the organism in Eukaryota, Viridiplantae, Streptophyta, Magnoliopsida, Caryophyllales, Amaranthaceae. The record is from RefSeq and is a predicted model, not a curated record. Gene Ontology annotation, molecular function: RNA binding.
CCCUUAACGACACACAGGAACACAAGGUCCACCUUUUGCCGACUCUGACUCCUCAGUCUCACGCACCAUCACCACAACGCACACACCACAACGCACCAUACGCCUCUACCACCACCACCGCCACCAUCCUUUCCUCCUCCAUCGUCAUCAUCAUCACCAGCUCAUUUUCUGCAUUCCAGGUAUUUUGGCUAUGGGAAGUGAACAAGAGAAGAAGGAAUAUGCUGACUUUAUGGAGAAGGUGAAGCGGACGGUGUACCUUGAUAAUCUCUCACCCCAGGUUACUGAUGCAGUCAUCAAAACUGCAUUUGAUCAGUAUGGUACGGCGAUCAGCAUUCAUUUCAUACAGAAUCACAUCGAGCCAAACUACAUUGGAAAGUGUGCCCUUGUUGAGUUGGAAAAUGCAAAGCAAGCAAAAUCAAUUCUUGAGGUGUUGUCUUCGUAUCCAUUUAUGAUGUCUGGAAUGCCACGACCAGUGAGGGGUCGUCCUGCAGUUCCAGAAAUGUUCGAUGAUCGUCCGCCUAAGCCUGGUAGGAAGAUACAAGUGUAUUGGGUGGACCCAAAAGAUCCUCAAUUUGAGGUGGCUCAGAAGCUGAAGAACCUGGUAAAGCAACAUGUAGCUGAACAGACCUUCCUGCAAAAGAAGCAGUUGGAGGAGGAAGAGAAGCUUUCAAAGCAGCAAGCUGAGGCUCUUAAAGGGCAUUAUCAGAAGUACGAGAUGAUAGAUUCUACAUUAGGUGAUGGAACCUCAAAGCGUCUAUCUAAGUGCUACGGGGUAAAUCUCAAUGAUGACUAAGGAAUCUGACUUGAAUUUUCUACAGUAAGUUAGCAGAGUAGUAGUAGACAGUAGUAUGUAAAUCUUAAGGUUUCGUGACUGAAUCCGCUUCUUUCAUAGAAAGAAACUCUUCAAGUUUAUGGAUUCAGGUAGUUUAACUGCGCAAGUGUAUGAAUCCUGCCUUUUAGACUGGUAGUUGCUUGUCCGAGCUGUCCUACAAUUGCAGUUAGUUCAUCUGUUAGCUCAUCGUUGUAUGGUUCUGUUUGCAAAAAUUAAUGAAUGUUCAAUGUGGUUCUUAUUUAUGACU